AUUGUAUUGGACAUUGUACGGCUGGAUUUCUUUGUACAAACUCACGAACUCGAUUUAUUGCCUCAAUGACCUAUUGUCUUAUAUACAAAAAAUCGUACGAAAUUAAAAGACCCAACGCUUCGCACGCGUAUAACUGAUACAUAAGAUAAAUGUUCACAUAUGACUGCGAGUCUUUUUAAAACUAAAUAAUAGGCUGGAAUUGAUUCGAGUUUAGUAGUUUACCGGUAGUGUUUGCAUAGAAUUGUGGCCCCACAAUGAGAACGUUAAAUUUCGUGGUUAUUGUGCUGCUGAUUUGUUCGAUAAAAAUACCGUUCAUAAAUGGUGCGAAAAUUUUAGGAUUUCUCGUCACACUGAGUCGAUCGCAUCUGGUUGUCGAGGAACCGAUAAUGAGAGAAUUAGCACGAAGGGGACAUGAGGUAACCGUUCUAAGUGCCUACGAACCGUCCGAGCCACCCAUCGAUAAUUAUCGAUACAUUGCCAUUCCCGAAUUUUUGGACCAUCCAGCCUUUGACGAUUUCAGAGAGAACGCGUUAAAGAACGCCAACAAGAACAACGCGAACAUGGCGGGAAUUCUUAAGCUAAUCCAACCGUUGAUGUCACAGACAGUUGCUACGUUGAAGCACCCUAAGGUGUUAGAGUUGAAAAAGGAAUCAUUUGAUUUGUUGAUUGUCGGUUGGUUCUUCAACGAGUUUACAUUGGGAUUGUCCGGUCACUUUCAUUGUCCAUCUGUCGUCAUUUUCCCGAAUGUGAACAAUUAUCUGAUGCGUAAAUUUGCUGGUAGUCCGAACAGUGUGUCUACAGUGCCGGCACCAUUUGUGUCAAGCAAAACGCCGAUGACAUUUUUGCAGCGGCUGGCCAAUUUCUUUGUUGCGUUAAUGGAACCAGUUAUGCUUGAAACCGUUGACUACAUAUACAAUCGACCCAUGUACAAUGAAGCCUUUCCGCCGGACGUUUAUCCCACUUUUGAUGAAGUGGUGAAGAAUGUCUCAUUGGUUUUGUUGAGUCAACAUUUCAGUGAAAGACCGGCCGAAGCAUUGGUGCCUGGAAUGAUUGAAGUAGCUGGCAUGCACAUUAAGAAAGAACCAUCGCCGUUGCCAACGGAAAUUAAAGAGUUGCUGGACAAUGCCCACGAUGGAGCAAUUUUCAUGAGUCUUGGAUCGAAUGUCCGUAGUGCCGACUUAUCCGAUGAGAAACUGUCAAUUUUUAUCAACAAAUUCAAAUCAAUGAAACAAAAAGUUGUGUGGAAAUUCGAGACUGACCUGCCAAAUAAGCCGGACAACGUGUUUGUCAGCAAAUGGCUACCACAAAACGAUAUCCUUGCUCAUCCGAAUGUAAAAGUUUUCAUAUCCCACUGCGGAAAAGGCGGCGUCACGGAGGCUAAGUACCAUGGUGUACCUGUGUUGGGUAUACCACUGUUCGCCGAACAAUUGGGUAACAUUGAUGUGCUCGUAGCCGAAGAAUGGGCCUUGAAAAUUCCAUUCGGAAAUCUGAACAAAACGAUAUUUUCGAAGAGCCUUGAUGAGAUCAUUGUUAAUCCGAAAUACCGGCAACGAGCGCAGAAAUUGUCUGCAUUGUAUAGGGAUCGACCGGAACAUCCACUAGACAAGGCCGCGUUUUGGAUCGAAUAUGUGAUUCGACACAAUGGAGCCAAGCACAUGCAGAGCUCGGCUGUCCAUUUGAAUAUUUUCCAAUAUUAUAUGGUGGAUGUGGUGGCUUUUAUUUUCGUUGUGCUGGUGGUUGGAGUGAAAAUAUUUGCUUUUAUUUGCAAAAAAUUGAAAGCAAAAAUAUUUGGAGUAAAUAAAGUCAAAACCAGCUAAUG
This is a messenger RNA of Bradysia coprophila, 1819 nucleotides long. Its product is annotated as UDP-glucosyltransferase 2-like. Gene Ontology annotation, molecular function: UDP-glycosyltransferase activity. Lineage: Eukaryota; Metazoa; Arthropoda; Insecta; Diptera; Sciaridae. The record is from RefSeq and is a predicted model, not a curated record.